Messenger RNA from Rasamsonia emersonii CBS 393.64, 1569 nucleotides. RefSeq lists its product as uncharacterized. Gene Ontology annotation, molecular function: mRNA binding; poly(A) RNA polymerase activity. The coding region runs from base 1 to 1569 and encodes 522 amino acids. The record is from RefSeq and is a predicted model, not a curated record. Gene Ontology annotation, biological process: RNA 3'-end processing. Gene Ontology annotation, cellular component: nucleolus; TRAMP complex. The transcript has a single exon. NCBI's taxonomy places the organism in Eukaryota, Fungi, Ascomycota, Eurotiomycetes, Eurotiales, Trichocomaceae.
AUGCCCCGUUGGGGGCGACGACCUGCUCUGUGUCUGUCCCCCGUGGGAUCUCUCUCCACUCUCCUCGUUCGUUUCUAUCAGUUCUCCGGUUUCAAGAUCAAAAACCCGUAUCCCGUCUUCAGAAACAGUCUCCGGAAGACCCUCGAAGCUCAGCGUGCCGUCAACCGCAGCCGACUGAUCCGCAAGGUGUACUAUGACAAGCCCAGCCCGAACAUCUUCCGGCCAGCGAUUCCGAAAGAGAAUUUGGCAGGCCAGCAGCAGGUAGCGGCAGAAUCCGAAAAUGAUUCUCCUUCGAACCAGACAGCGGUGACGGCACGGGUUCACAGUACUCGACCUCAAUCACCCAGACGAGGAAGACGGGUUUUGAGACGUCCGAAUCCACGAGAAUCGAUUUCCACACCCCUCCAAUCGCUGUCUUGGAACGUGGACGAGAGCGCUCAGCGCCCUGCACAGUAUCCGUGGCUCGAAUUACUGCACUCCAAUACCGAUGAUUCGGACGGUCUCUCCCGGCUGGAUGCAGAAAUCCGCUCUCUGGAAGAGUUUCUGAGUCCCAGCAACCAAGAGCAGGUUGCCAUUGAACAGAUCGUACAAGACUUGUCCACGCUGGUCGCUGGAGUCGUCCCCCAUGCCCCUCAAGUCGUGGGCUCGCGACAUACAGGAAUGGCGCUGGCUCAUUCCAAUUUGGAUAUAAUCAUUGCGGUUGAUGAUCCUGACUUGCCCACUGAUGGGGAUCGCAGACCGAGUCCGAUGCGGCCCCAGGCCGUCAAAGCAUAUUGGAAUACUCUGCGCGCUGCGGAGGCCGCCCUUCGACAAAGUUCAGUGUUCGAUCAUAUUCACUUGUCUCAGGAUCGAAUUCCUGCAAUAACGAUGGUCCACCACGCUACGGGCAUACCGUUGCGGGUCUACUGUGCAGAAGAGCCACCCGCGGCGCUUGAGUAUAUCAAGAACUACCAAAUGGAACACCCAGCGCUCCGGCCUCUGUAUAUGACUCUGCGGAUGAUCCUCGAUGUCCGGGGCAAUUUUGGGGCGAGCCGAUCAUCGAUUGGGCCCUACGGACUGCUAAUGCUGAUCACCGCUGUCCUGAAGCUACAUCCUCGCCCGCCAAACAGUCUGGGGGAACAACUCCUGGAUAUCCUCCACACGUACGGCACAGCGGUCAACUUGGAAACGACAGGAGUCGCGGUCGAUCCGCCCGGGUUUUUCGACUUUGCAACCGUUCGACGGCAGGAAGACGUGGCCAGAGAGACUGGAGAGGAGCCUCCAUAUCUCCGCGGACAGCGCGCGCUCCUACGAUUCAAAGUCCGAGCGCGAGACAAAGCCAACCACCCGGCAGCUCGGCACCUGUGCAUCCAGGAUCCUACCAAUUACUUGAACGACGCAGGCUGGCCGUGCGUGCGAACAGCAGAGCUACAGGGUGCCAUGGCCGAUGCAUACCAACGUCUGCGAGCAGCUGUCGACGCGUGGGACGGCAAUGACGACCGCGCUCCGGAGAGCAUCCUCGGACAAGCCCUCCAGGCCAACUUUGACGACCUGAAACAGUUACGGAGUCGAAUUGGGAAGUUGUCCUGA